UGCAGCCAAAUUCUUCACCUAAAUCUUUGAAUAUUUAUGCACUUGCACAUACCCCACCACUUUUACAGUGGGAUAAUCUAAAUAUUAAAAAGUGAAAGGUUUUUCAUUUAAAAAACAAAAUACUAAACUUGUCUUCCCCUUAGAAAAAUUAGAAACUGCAAUUGCCUAGGCACAUUCUGCAAGCAGUCCCUAUAUACACAAGAGUCCUAUGAUAACUUUUAUAGAGUUAACAAGUUUUUCUUUUUUCUUUUUUAUGAAACCCUUUUCUUGAUAUUUUCUUUUUCAUGUUUUCUUGAAUCCUUCUCCUUUUUUUUUAAAUGACACUACUGCAACUUGCAGCAUGAUAUUUUACAGCCACCUUUGUUUCUACUCCACCAUUCUUAUUCAUCCAUCUGUUGUGUAAUCUAAGCCUGUUGGAUCAGUAACAGGCAGUGGUUACUCUCGCCAUGAAAGAAGGUGCAGGUGUAUGUGCUUCAGUUAAUGAGGCUGCACAAAGUAGUUUCAGGCAAGCUCACCAUUUAUUCAGUUGUAUUUCUGAUCAUAAAAACCAAAAAAGAAGCAUUCAAGAAGUGAGUCUGAUUGCUCAAGGUGCAAUAAAAGAAUUCAAUAAUCUACUCACUCUUCUUGAUGAAUCAACAAAGUCUAAUCCUAAAAGAAUUAGGAAAGGUCCUUUGCCACUUUUCCAAUAUGACAUUAACCCACUUGUAUUCAUGGAUAAUAGUCUUAGUCAACAACCUCAGAAAGUCAAACAGCUGUUCCCUUUUCACAGUCUUCAUCAAUCAACCAAUUCAAUGAUGAUCCCUACAAAUAGUUCCAAGAACAGAAGUCUUAAGCCAAAAAGCUCUUCUUUUUUAAGCUUGGAAUAUGGAAAUGUCGUGCACAAGCCAUUUGUACUUCAUUGCUCAUCAUCUGAAACCAGUGCGUUCUCCAAAAGCAAGAAUGGGAGGAAGAGUGAAGAGGCAGGAACUAGGUGCCUAGCCUCAACUGGUGGAUGUCACUGUUCAAAGCGAAGGAAACUGAGAAUCAAGAAAAUAGUUCAAGUGCCAGCUUUAAGUGGCAAGUUAGCUGAUAUACCACCAGAUGAUUAUACUUGGAGAAAAUAUGGACAGAAACCCAUAAAGGGAUCUCCUUAUCCCAGGAGCUAUUACAAAUGUAGCAGCAUGAGGGGUUGCCCUGCAAGAAAGCAUGUGGAAAGAUGUUUACAGGAUCCUAGUAUGUUACUUGUAACCUAUGAAGGGGACCAUAGUCACUCCAACCUUACAUUUCAAUCACCUAACAUCAUUCUUCAGGUUUAAUAACAAACUCAAAGGAAAAGCAGAAAUAGAAACCUUUUCUAUCAGUUUAUCAUGUUAGUCAAUCCUUUCUUAUUUUCAUCUUGAGAAAAAAAAAAUAAAUGCUUCUCUCUUUUAUAUAAAAAAAAUAACAAUAUAAUUUUUUUUAAGCAUACAAUAAUAACAAAAUUUGCAUGUGCAAGUACAAGUGUGUAUAUGUUGUUCUAGCAGUGCGCUAAAUCAAUUCUAAUUUGCUAUUCUAA
Messenger RNA from Jatropha curcas, 1534 nucleotides. It is a transcript of the gene WRKY44, whose product is annotated as putative WRKY transcription factor 21. The record is from RefSeq and is a predicted model, not a curated record. Gene Ontology annotation, biological process: regulation of DNA-templated transcription. Lineage: Eukaryota; Viridiplantae; Streptophyta; Magnoliopsida; Malpighiales; Euphorbiaceae. Gene Ontology annotation, molecular function: sequence-specific DNA binding; DNA-binding transcription factor activity.